Oncorhynchus gorbuscha (pink salmon) is the source of this 1753-nucleotide messenger RNA. RefSeq names its product transmembrane protein 185-like. The record is from RefSeq and is a predicted model, not a curated record. Lineage: Eukaryota; Metazoa; Chordata; Actinopteri; Salmoniformes; Salmonidae. The transcript has 7 exons. Bases 326 to 1378 code for a protein of 350 amino acids.
CGUUCUCAUUACACCUCAGUGUCUCGAACACGGCAACUAGCGGGCUGUAUGGCUCAUUGAGCUACAUUCGUUGCCAGUGGUAGCGGCACAGACCGUUUCUAAACCUGUGCUGUCUUCUACUACUUUUGUACACGAUACUGACCCCCUAGUGCACUUUAACAACACUACCAUGGACAUUCCGUCUGCAUCUACGUGAACCGCGAUAGAGGGCUAGUAAGCAAGCAAGCAAAGCUAACUUUUUGCCUGAUUUAAAAACAACAUCCUCUUGAUGCGUAAUUGCAUUAUUAAUACAAAAAAAUGGUUUAGACGAUUAUAAACUAUAGUCAUGAAUCUUCGGGGAUUCUUCCAAGAUUUCAAUCCCAGUAAGUUCCUCAUCUAUGCCUGCCUGCUACUGUUUUCGGUUCUGCUGUCGCUGCGUCUGGAUGGCAUCAUCCAAUGGAGUUAUUGGGCUGUCUUUGCCCCCAUAUGGCUAUGGAAGCUCACGGUCAUCAUCGGUGCCUCAGUGGGCACAGGCGUCUGGGCCCACAACCCACAGUACAGGGCUGAGGGUGAAACCUGUGUGGAGUUCAAGGCCAUGCUGAUUGCUGUUGGGAUCCACCUGCUCCUACUCACCUUUGAGGUGCUGGUGUGUGACCGUGUGGAGAGGGGCACUCACUUCUGGCUGCUGGUCUUCAUGCCCCUCUUCUUUGUCUCACCUGUCUCUGUUGCAGCCUGUGUGUGGGGCUUCCGGCAUGAUCGCUCUCUAGAGUUGGAGAUCUUGUGCUCAGUCAAUAUUCUUCAGUUUAUCUUCAUUGCCCUGCGACUAGAUAAAAUCAUCAGUUGGCCUUGGCUGGUUGUCUGUGUGCCACUGUGGAUUGUCAUGUCCUUCCUGUGCCUUGUGGUACUCUACUACAUUGUGUGGUCAGUGCUCUUUCUGCGGUCUAUGGACCUCAUUGCAGAGCAACGGCGUACUCACAUCACCAUGGCGAUCAGCUGGAUGACAAUCGUUGUACCCUUGCUAACUUUUGAGAUCCUGUUGGUCCAUAAAUUGGAUGGCCACUACGGCUCCAGCUAUGUGUCAGUAUUCGUGCCUCUCUGGCUAUCCCUGGUGACUCUGAUGGCCACGACCUUCGGCCAGAAAGGAGGCAACCACUGGUGGUUUGGCAUCCGAAAAGACUUCUGCCAGUUUCUUCUUGAGCUCUUUCCCUUCCUGCGGGAGUAUGGGAACGUUUCCUAUGACCUGCACCACGAGGACGCUGAGGUGUCCGUGGAGAUGCCUGCACAUGACCAGCCAAAAAUAGCUCCCAUGUUCCGCAAAAAGACUGGUGUGGUGAUCACACAGAGCCCAGGGAAGUACUUUGUGCCUCCUCCAAAACUGUGCAUUGACAUGCCUGACUAAAUUAAAGCUUUGCAACAACUGCUCUAGAGUUUUGAUGGACUUCACAUGCACCAGACAGCUGUGGUGCAUUGACCACCCAUUUUAAGAAGAGGCAGGUGAGCAUAGUUUCCAUGUGGCUCACUCCUAGUGAGCAGUGGGACUGGAAUUUGGACCUGACUUUUUAGCAAAAACGAAAAACCAUGGCAGAGUUUGUGGAACAAAGAGUACGGUAACACUUUAUUUGGAUAGUCAAUCUGUAGAUGCUGUACACACUAUCAGUAACAUUUCAACUAUGUCCUAACCUUAACCCUAGCCCUUAUUCUAACCUUAACCCUAGCCCUUAUUCUAACCUUAACCCUAGCCCUUAUUCUAACCUUAACCCUAGCCCUUAUUCUA